Messenger RNA from Carcharodon carcharias (great white shark), 8460 nucleotides. RefSeq names its product coronin-6-like. Lineage: Eukaryota; Metazoa; Chordata; Chondrichthyes; Lamniformes; Lamnidae. The transcript is spliced from 11 exons. The record is from RefSeq and is a predicted model, not a curated record. The coding region runs from base 139 to 1554 and encodes 471 amino acids. Gene Ontology annotation, molecular function: actin filament binding. Gene Ontology annotation, biological process: actin filament organization; cell migration.
GUCACUUUCCGUGCACUCUGUGUCUCUCUCUCUCUCUCUCUCUCUCUCCCCCCUCUCUAUCUGCGACUGGGUUACAGUUCCUGGACCAAACCCUUCCUUGCAUUUCUACAGAUCGCUACUUCUCCUUCUCACUUUGCCAUGAGCCGCAGGGUCGUACGUCAGAGCAAGUUUCGCCAUGUCUUUGGACAGGCCAUGAAAGCCGAUCAAUGUUAUGAAGACAUACGGGUGUCCAAAGUGACGUGGGACAGCUCCUUCUGUGCAGUUAAUCCCAAAUUUGUGGCCAUCAUUGUGGAAUCCGGUGGAGGAGGUGCCUUCUUGGUCCUCCAACUGGCCAAAACCGGGCGCGUGGAUAAAAAUCAUCCCUUGGUGUGCGGACACACGGCGCCUGUGCUCGACAUUGACUGGUGUCCACACAAUGACAACGUCAUUGCCAGCGGCUCUGAGGACUGUACAGUCAUGGUUUGGCAGAUCCCAGAUCACGUAGCACUCCGGUCGAUAACAGAUCCCAUCGUUGUUUUGGAAGGACACUCGAAGAGGGUCGGGAUUAUUUCAUGGCAUCCGACUGCCCGGAAUAUUUUACUUAGUGCAGGCAGUGAUAAUAUGAUAAUCAUUUGGAAUGUGGGGACAGGGGAGCCCCUGAUAACUCUCGAUGACCUGCACAGUGACCUGAUUUACAAUGUCUGCUGGAACCGCAAUGGCAGCCUCAUCUGCACCACAUGCAAGGACAAGAAAGUGCGCGUCAUUGAUCCAAGGGAGCAACGCAUCAUUGCUGAAAAGAACAAAGCGCAUGAAGGCGCUCGCCCAAUGAGGGCCGUCUUCAUGUCCAACGGUAAAAUCUUCACCACCGGAUUCAGCAAAAUGAGCGAACGGCAGCUGGCCCUCUGGGACCCGAAAAACUUUGAUGAACCAAUAGCACUUCAGGAAAUGGACACCAGUAACGGAGUGCUUCUGCCAUUUUAUGAUCCAGACACCAACAUAGUGUACCUCUGCGGAAAGGGCGAUAGCAGUAUUCGAUAUUUUGAAAUCACAGAUGAAGCUCCAUUUGUUCAUUACAUCAGCACAUUCAGCAGUAAGGAGCCACAGAGGGGAAUGGGCUUCAUGACAAAGAGAGGCUUGGAUGUCAGCAGAUGUGAAAUUGCAAGGUUUUUCAAAUUACACGAGCGGAAGUGCGAACCUAUUACAAUGACAGUACCUCGGAAGUCAGAUCUUUUCCAAGACGACUUAUACCCAGACACACAAGGCCCUGAAGCAGCAUUAGACCCUGAGGAGUGGAUGUCAGGGAAGAACGCUGAUCCCAUCCUCAUCUCAUUGAAAGACGGCUACAUUCCGCCUAAAAACAGGGAACUUAAAUUUGCCAAGAAGAACAUUCUGGACAACAAGCCACCUCUUGGACCUCGACGAAGUUACUCCACUUGCGAAUCAAAUUUUUCUCGUGUAACCAUGGAAGAACUAAUGGAUGAAAUUAAAUCACUGAAGGUGGUUGUCCAGUCCCAGGAGAGACGCAUUACUGAGUUAGAGAACAAGCUCUCAAAGUUCACCAAUGGCACUGCUUAAUUCGAUCUUCUGCUCUAGCAUGCACUCCAAGGUAUCCUGCCAAGCCAAUUCAACUCAUCAUUGCCCACCCUGAGAACUCUGGUGGCAAAUGAUAGUAGCUUUUAUAACAAUCUACAUAAAAGUAUGCGCAUUCUCAACUCCAGUGAGACAAGAUCAUGUGGAAGUAUUUAAUGUUUUGUUCUGGAGUUUAAUUGAAGAAUUCACAGGAAAUAUUAAACGAUGUUUGGGAACUACAGCGAACUAAAGUCGAGCCACACCUGAUCAGUGUUCCUACACAUGGUCGUGGACUACUAUUGUUAGUGAGCAUUAAGGUCUCCAUGAGCAGAUAUCCUCAACGUAAAUGCCAGGACUUCUCUUUGGACUGAGGGAGGGGGAGGGGAAAGGAAUGACCUCAACAUGACCUCUGGUAGACCAGUAGGUCAUGUCAAGGGCAUCGGCUGGAUUGUGGGAUAGUCUGAACUGCAAUUUUUUCAAGUAUAUGAUUCGUAAAACAAAGUAACUUUUAAACAAUCUCCAGGCUAAUAUUCUUACAAAGCUCUUCAGCUUGUGGCUGCAUUGUUUUUUGGCAAAUGAGUUCCGCUGAGGUGUAAUAAAACACUAUUUAAUACAUCUAAUUUUAAGCUAAUGAUUUGCACUGUAUAAAGUUGUGGCAGUAUUUGGCACUUGGCAAAAUUGAUAUUUUAUAGCAUCCGAAGAUAGACACAGGUUAAAACGAGUGGAUGAUGUGGCUUCUAUGGUCCAUUGUAAGGCCAGUGUACUCAUUCUGAGUCAGUUCUGAAACAGUGACAUACAAUGCUAGCAAACUCCUAGGGUGUUCUCUGCUAUUUUCUUUACUUUUAUAAAUAAAAUGGUUUGUUUCAAGAACUUUUCACCUAUCAGAAAUGGAAACCUUUAAACAUGAUGACUUAUAAGUGUGAAAUUUGGCGUAUGCGCUGUGUAUUCUGGUAAAAUAAGUGCUAUUUUAGUUUUGUUGUGAGUUUAUGUCAAUUUUUUUCUAUAUCCCAGCUCUAAAUUACAAUUGUUGCCCAGUGCUAGGAUUCCUUUAAAUGAGUUUCUUUUUUGAUCAGUGAUGAGCACCAUGUGUAUAAUACUGAGUCUUGUACCAAGAGUAGUGACUUCAUAGUGUCUUUAGGCAUUUUUGCUGUAUGAAAAUGCAGAUGAUGCAAACGUGCACUUCUCCCAUCAUUGGCCGCACUAGGAAAUAUAACAUGGGUGCUUAAUCAUGUUUCAAUAUCAGAAGAGAUUUAUUUUCCCAUGGGACUUAUUGAAUAUGGUUGCUGUCACAGUCCCUGCUUCUAUCUGGCCUAUAGCAUUGGUGAAAAAAAUAAAUUGAGUUGGGAAGGAGACAAAGCGCAAGGGUAACAGGGUGACCCAGCAGCACUCUUCCCCAGUGUCUGUGCCGUGCCUAAUGUUCAUUGUAAUUCUCCACAUAUAGAGAGAAAGAGAGUGAGGACUGAUGGAUCUCAUGGCUGUUGAGACCUCAGCCACUGAGCCAACUAACAGACUGCUAUAGUAUCUCUGUGUUUUCCUCUGCUAAGAAUGAGAUUCAAGUCAAAGCUGCAAGUGUACACAACACACAAGUAAGAGGGAAACUACACACAGUACACAGUGAACAACACAAUCCUGUUUACAAUGAUAGUCAAACCUCCUCUAAGGAGAUUCUGUGUAGAGCUCAAUGGUUGACUAACAGUAGUAGUCUACCACCUUAAGACGUUUCCAACUCUUGUGCCCUUUCCACAUUAAGCAGAGUUCACUGUAAGAAUUCAUGAGCGUGUAUGCCAAAUUAACUGUUCUGUCAAUCUGUUUGUGCCAUGUUCUGUGCUCAUUCGUGCUGUUUUAAAUUUUUUCUGUGCACCGUAACACCAAUCGUAAAUAUAUUAGUGUAUCGUAGUCCAAAGGUAAACCUGUUUUCUUUUUAAUGCAGUGUUGGUGUGCUAAAGAAAAGUAACCAUCUGGGAGCUGAAUUUUUUUUUAAAAGUUCUAAAUGCAGUAUGUUCAAAGACUUGAUGUUAAUAACCUGCUUCUUGUUGUUUGUUUUAUUGGAGCCAUGUUAAGUAAAAGUCAAAAAGUUACACAGCAGCCUUUUGAAGAACAGCAGUGCAUAUUAUUUAAGAACCUGAAUCAUUGCUUUGCCUUAUAUCAUAUCAAACUACCAGACUCCUCACAGAGUUGAAGAUAAGAGAAACAUAGAAACUAACUGAAGCAAAAUACAACUUUAUUCAGUUUCUGGACAUGUUGGUUCACAGGUAGUUAUUAGCAACUUUUGAUCAUCUGCUCAAAGAUUUUUAAUACCGCCAAUCCAAAUCUCUUCAAAUCUCUCAAAACAUUGUGGCCUUGUUUAAAUAGUAACAGAUCUCUGUAACAGAGGCAAUGCCGACAUAUGUUUAAAGAACAGGAGGCUCACUAGAAAUAUAAAUAAUGUUGUGAUGCAGGGGGGCAUUUAUCUUAUGGACUAAUUGGCUGUGCCUUUUAGAGUCUUAAUGACAGAUGAAAAUUAGUAUUGAAAGGACAUUAACUUCACAAAACUAUGUGGUCUGAAGAGGCUAAUGGAGCUGUCCAGGAAUAUGAGACUAUUUUGUCCUUGGGCAUAAUAUAUGAAAAUGUCUGGAGAUGUCAUUGUGCCUUGUGUGUAACAGGCAGUUGAAGGUUAGAUGUGUAUUUUAAUUUUUGUUUUCACCUUAAUAGAAUCAGAGGAAGCUAUAUUCAGCUGAUUUUCUGACAUCCCUCAUCUAUUAUCUAACAUCUGUGUUUGGUUGCAGAGUCAGGCUUGGUUUUAGUCUCACACUUGGGGCCACUGAAAUGGAACAGUUAAUAGAAAAGUAAGGCACUAGGGAAGCAGAAUGAAAUGUCUGCCAAACGUGAAUUUUUCGACAAAGGUCUUUGUCUACAACCAUGGCAUGUUCAGUAGCUUUUACUACAGAACAUUUUGUGCUUUCCUCUGCUCUCGCCACCUCCACCCCCCACCCUGCUCUACCGCUGUGGACCUGAUGCUCUCAAUUGAAGUCAAGCUUGAUGACUCUUCAGUGUUUAUAGCAGCAGUAAUAGAAUCCAUCGUCAUAGGAAGAAACAUUGUCUAAACCUUUCUUUUGAGAGAAUCUUAGGCCUCCAAUCCCCAUGCUACUUUUAGUUUUCAUUUGAGAGCUAGUUUAGCUCACUUUCCUAAUAGGGGUAGCUAUAAAGACUUUUGGCUGAUAAGUAAUACUUUCUUGGCCAUGGGAAAGACCUAAGACAAUCUGGCUGACUUUUCUUCUGCAGCCAAUGUGAUAUAAGUGAAGACAUUUUCUUCAGCUGCUAUUUAUUUGAUUGCAUGACUUAGUGAAAUGGUUUCCAUCAUACUUGAAGCUUUUGUUCAGGUAAUUGGUUCCCUUCCUUGAAGAGAUUCACUUUUUUUACCCAAGUGCAGCUUUGACUUCCUUUAAAUGUUGCUUAUUGCACCAUUUGACCACUUAGUGUUACACAAUAUUCAAACAUAUUUUGAAUGGUUUCUUUGAAUAUAAUGUCACAUAUCUGAGGAAUGUAUCUGGUUUAGAAAUAGGAUAAGGAAGUUUAAAGAUAAAAAGGAAAAAAUUGGAAAUCUGAAGUAAAACCGCAAAAUGCUAGAGAUGCAUAGUUGGUGAGUCAGUAUCUGAAAAGACAGUUUAAUAUUUCAAGUGGAUACUGCAGAAAACAGAAGAUGGUAGCAGGUGAUCAUUCUUCAUUCUGGUGAUCAAAGCACAGAGGGGAAAUGGAAGAACUGUAUAUGAAUCAAAUCAUUCUGGUAGUUCUGCAAAGAAUGGUUUAAAAAUUGUGAACACAUUAUUGUUGUUUGAAAUGUCAGAGUGCUGGAUGAUACACAGAUGGCAUUUCAAUCAGAUCGUGCAAAAGAAUUAGACAAAAAGGGAGAAAAUUGGCAAGGGAACAAAGUGGAAUGUGGAUGAAAGACCCUGAUAGAAAAAUCAAGAAGAGAUGAGUGUCCAAAUAAUCAAAUAUGACAGUUUGUUAGAUUAAAAGUUAUUUCUGUUUAAAUGAGCCAAAUAAGCAAAAGGAGAUUGCUAGUUAUAUUUUAAAUUGAUGGGAUUAAUGGGAGGGGUGUGCUGGUAGAUGAGAUCAAGUUGGCUGAAUGAUUUUUUUUUUGGCUUUAGUUACCUACUAAAGUAACAGAACCAAAUUGUAAUUCUUUUCUGAUCCACUUAAAAACUGAAAAGUAAUGGAAAAUGAUUGCAGCUUGAAAUAUUCCAACUUGCAAAAGAAUUUUCAAUUUCUUAACACAACCUGGGUUGUAACAUAAUGUUGGCAUCUCAAAACAGACAAGAACUGAAGUGCUAAUACAGAAUUAUUAAUUAAUUUAUAGAUAUGAAUAUUGUGCAUCCUGAUUAUUUUUAAACAUUGGUUUUAUGUCUUACUAUCAAUUCAUUUAAGCUUUUAAAUAUGUUAUACAUUAUCAGCAUCACAGAUUUUUUAGCUCAAAUUUGCUAUUGUUUUCUUGCCACGGUAGGUUUGUUGUUUGAAGCUCAUUAUAUCCAGGGUUAAAAAGAGGCUUUUGACCUCACCUAUAGUUUAAACCAAUCUGUCCUAUUUAUAUAUCUACUGACGGAUCAACUAACGGUGAGUUUGAAAUAAGAGUCUGGAAUUUCUUCUAUUCGUGUAAUGAUGUUUCAGCAAUUUGUCAUCGAUUGUAACUAAAACAAAAAAUAGUUGCUGUCAAAAGAUAUUUAAGAUAUCCUUUGCACAGGCCCCUCAUGUCCCUUCCUCAGAUAUGAAACACAUCUGCCAAGCUUCGAAUUUUUGGAUUCCACUUCAUGAUGGCUAUUAUUGAUGGUGGUUUUCACAGUGACCCUUCUAGCGGAUGAAAACUGAUGAAGAAAUCUAACGUAUUUAGUUAGAUUUACGGGAUGCUUAAUAGCUGCGAGUGUAGCACUAAUGUAAAAGCUCAAAUUCCUCUUGUUUUGCAGCAGCCAGUGGACAAAUUUAUCUUUAUUGAACUCAGUGACCUACUUUAAGAGGCAUCCCAAGUAGACAUAUAUGGCAUGAUUGGGAGCUGCUUACCAGCAAGAAUACAAUUUUACAAGACACAAGCGCUGUCUUAGGUCAUGAUCUCGACAAAGACCAUUUUUAAAUAUCACAGGCUGGUUAUCAUGUCACUUGUAUAAUAUGCACAGUGUGUUCCAAAAUGUCCGAAAACGAAAUGCCUAUAUGUCUACAAUUAGUGUAGGUGAUCUGAAAUUACUUGGCGCAUUGUAAAGACUUCACUGGCAUUUUACAUUUAUCGCUAUCUAUAUAGUUAUUCCUGUAACCGUAUAAGCUGACUUGGUUGGGGGUGUGGCCUGUGAGAAAUACUUCCCACCUCCCAAAAAAAUAAAUGACCAGAAAGUGUGGCCUCUUUACCAGUUAAUACAUUAACCCUUCGAUGACCGAAGGACUUUAAACCAACAUCUUUCAUCAUAUUUUUCUAAAAUGACAGAGCAAAUUUUGGGUAACAGAAUACAGUGAGAUGGUAUAGACACAUUAAUCUGGGCUCCCUCUAUCCUGGAUAUAACCUUAAGUAAAUGGACAGCUCUAACCAGCUGACUGGGGCAAUGAUAGCACAAUCUUCAAAAGGUGCUGUGGUUUAUUUUCAGAAAUCGUGAAAUCUUUAAAAAUGAAUGUGUAUGUGUGUUUCUGUGCAUUUUUAAAACUUAUUCCACUGUAAUUUAAAAGAAUGACUUAUCAUAUCCCUACUGGACAGUAAAUACCUGCUCUUCAGUUACUACUCUUUAGCACUACAGUCCAGCCCAAAGUCCAUGAUACUAGUACUGUGUAAGAAUUUGAUGUAAUACAGUUACCUUUUGCAUGAGAAACAUCACAAAUGUAAUCUGCCAUCACUGUAAGCAAUCUGUAACAAUUGUGACAUAUAAAGGUUGCCAGGCCAUGCAUUGUAUUGUAUUAUAAAAGUAAUGUAAACGUUGCUCAGCUAUUGAAUGUCACCUCACUUGCCACAUUAAAGGUGACAUCUACGCAUUUUGUUAGCCUAAAUAAGGCGCAUCAAUAUUCAAAUCAGCAAGAGCGCAAUAUGUUUAAUGUCUCUCUUCUCAAUAGGCCUGUGGCCAGUGAGUUCAAUCAGUGAAGAUCAACUCAACAGAUUUGUAAAAUAAAAAUUUAUAUUGGUUCUGACUUUUUGUUUAAAAAAACCCUUUAUUGAAACCGAACAGUUUUUGCCGAGAGAUUUGAUAUACAAUAUAUUAGUUAUGUAUAUGUAGUCUUUGAUUUCGAUUUAUUAGAGGGCUAAAUGCCUUGAGCAGGUUUUAAGAGAUUUAUCUGGAUAAAAAUUCAUGCAAUACUGAUUUACGACCAGUAGGUAUUGAUAAUGGCUUUAUAACAGUAAUAGUAGGCUGUGAAAGCAUGCAUGCUAGAGACACCUACUAGUAUUAAAUAGACUUUGCAAGGGAGCAGAUACUGAAGACAUCAGAUGGAUGUGUUGAGCAGCCUCUGCAUGUUGGGAAGGACAGAAAUUAACAUUAAAUGAGCAUGGAUGAAAAAAAUUAAAAUCCAAAAUUUGACCACAAAUAUGAUUUGAUGAUUGUGUUGUGGCAAAAGAAUAGCUUUGGGCCUCACUAAACAGGGCUUGAUUUUAACAGAGUGGAUCUUAAGAGGAUUCCAAUGUAUAGCCUGUGUGGGUUGACGAGCAAGAUUACUUUUUCUUCCAAUUAAUUAAAAAUGUAAGUGGAAUCAAUCAUAAUGUGAUGCUUUGCAAGUCUUCUAAUGAUCUUUAAAGAAUUUUCCAUUUGAGUUUUUUUAGGCAGUAUCACUUUCCAGCAUCCUUUCCACCAAAUCGAUUGCCUCAUAGCUACACAUGUAUGUCAUACAUGAUGGACAAUCCAAUACUGAGGCCUGCAUCUAAUCAUUGGCAUUGACCUGUAUUUUCAGAAGGCAAUAUAAAAACAAAAAUUA